AUGCCAGAGAAAACUGGAACUGUUAGAGCUGGAUAUUCUGGCAAGGUCAAAAACAAUUGGGCCGCAGUGGACGAACAGGCUCUCGGCUUCGCCAAAUCUGAAAUCUUCCAGGGUUUGUGUACCAACCCGGAAGUUGCAUACGUUAACAUACCUCCGCAUUCAAGCAACAUCAGAGACCAUGGCCAGGUGUGGGACUUUCCUGGUAACGGGAGAUAUAGUUUGGAAGUGAAACCAGGCUCUCAGCAUGAACAUACAGACAAAGACUGGAAAGGCCAUUUCAAGAAUUGGCAAGGGUCUCGUUCAUACGAUUAUAUGCUUGACUUACAAGAGACGAGCAAGUAA
Messenger RNA from Penicillium longicatenatum, 342 nucleotides. RefSeq lists its product as uncharacterized. NCBI's taxonomy places the organism in Eukaryota, Fungi, Ascomycota, Eurotiomycetes, Eurotiales, Aspergillaceae. The transcript has a single exon. Bases 1 to 342 code for a protein of 113 amino acids. The record is from RefSeq and is a predicted model, not a curated record.